CUUGUCGCGGUCGCUCGUUUGCUCGAAAACAAAGGGGAUCUCUCUGUCCGUGUCGCCCCCCUCUACUCGGCAUUGACGCCAAAGAUGUCUGUCUUACUACAGCGGGCACCGCCUGCACGAGUGAGAUGUCCGCUUGACCUUGGAUGCUGCGCUUCUGCUCGCAGAGCGUUGUGUCGGGGAUACGCAGUCCACGCUCAGACCCCGACCGCGCCGAAGAGAAAGGCAGCAGUCCCUCCUUACCAGAAGAUCCUGAAGAACUUCGAGGAGGUCCGAUCCAUUCUUGGGCCUCGCAAGCUUACCCUCGCCGAGAAGAUUCUUUAUGCCCACCUUGACAACCCCGAAGAGUCCCUGUUGACCAACACCGACAAUGGCAAAAACAUUCGCGGGAAUGCCAACCUGAAGCUCAAGCCUGACCGAGUUGCCAUGCAGGAUGCUUCUGCCCAAAUGGCCAUCUUGCAAUUCAUGACCUGCAAUCUCCCCUCGACGGCGGUGCCGGCGAGCAUUCACUGCGACCAUAUGAUUGUUGGAGAAAAGGGCGCAGACACCGACCUUCCCAAUUCGAUAGCUGGGAACAAGGAAGUUUUCGAUUUCCUCGAAUCUGCUGCAAAAAAAUAUGGAAUCGAAUUUUGGCCACCGGGCGCCGGUAUCAUACACCAAACAGUGUUGGAGAAUUAUGCCGCCCCUGGUUUGAUGAUGUUGGGUACAGACAGUCACACACCAAAUGCUGGAGGGUUGGGAGCAAUUGCCAUUGGCGUCGGUGGUGCUGACGCAGUUGAUGCGCUUGUUGAUGCUCCUUGGGAAUUGAAAGCUCCCAAGAUUCUAGGAGUUCGCUUGGAGGGCCAGCUCAGUGGAUGGACCUCGCCAAAAGACUUGAUCCUUCACCUUGCAGGUUUGCUUACCGUCCGCGGCGGUACCGGCUAUAUCAUUGAGUAUCACGGACCUGGAGUGGACACUCUGAGCUGCACUGGCAUGGCUACGACCUGUAACAUGGGAGCUGAGGUGGGAGCCACGACCUCGAUCUUUCCAUUUUCCGAGAACCACAUUCCGUAUUUAAAGGCUACUGGUCGAGCAGCAAUUGUCGACGCCGUCAAGGGCAUCGCGUACGGCUCGGAACAGUACAACUUCCUGCGAGCGGAUAGCGGUGCCGAAUAUGAUAGAGAGAUUACAAUCAACCUGUCGAUUCUUGAGCCUCAUAUCAACGGCCCGUUCACCCCUGAUCUCUCCACACCGCUGUCCAAGUUCAAGGAAGCCGUGCAGACGAACAAAUGGCCGGACACUUUUUCGGCUGGCCUUAUUGGCAGCUGUACCAACAGUUCGUACGAAGACAUGACACGGGCAGAGGACCUGGUCAAGCAGGCCGAGGCUGCAGGAUUGAAGCCGAAGUCGGACUUCUUCAUCACCCCUGGCAGUGAGCAGGUUCGGGCCACGCUUGAGGACAACAAGACUCUCGAGACUUUCACCAAGGCUGGGGGGACUGUACUCGCCAAUGCUUGCGGACCCUGUAUCGGACAGUGGAAGCGCACUGACGGGGUCAAAAAGGGCGAAGAAAAUGCCAUCAUCUGCUCCUACAACCGCAACUUUCCUGGUCGAAACGAUGGGAACCCCAAGACAAUGAGUUUUCUGGCCUCUCCCGAAGUCGUCACCGCCAUCUCGUAUGCUGGGUCUACCUCCUUCAACCCGAUGACCGACGAGAUCCCGCUACCUUCUGGCGAGAAAUUUAAAUUCGAGCCACCCAAAGGUGCAGCACUGCCGGGUUCUGGCUUCGCGAACGGGAAUCCCGCAUUCCUGCCGUCGUCUGCUGAGCCCGAUCCGAGCGUGCAAGUUGUUGUGGACCCUGAAUCUGACCGUUUAGCUCUGCUGGAACCCUUUGAGCCCUUCCCAGAAGGCGAAUUGAAAGGAUUAAAAGUUCUGUACAAGGUCAAGGGACAAUGCACCACCGAUACCAUCUCAGCGGCCGGUCCCUGGUUGAAAUACAAAGGCCACCUUCCUAAUAUCGCGGAAAAUACGCUGAUUGGAGCCAUCAAUGCUGCGACGGGAGAAACCAAUGUAGCCUACGACAGUGAUGGCUCGAAGUCAUCCAUCCCGGACCUUGCGAAGAAGUGGAAGGAAAAUGGACAACCCUGGCUUGUGGUGGCUGAAGACAAUUACGGCGAAGGGUCUGCCCGAGAACAUGCGGCUCUACAACCAAGGUACCUGGGAGGCAAGAUCAUCUUGGCCAAGAGCUUUGCUCGUAUCCACGAGACCAACCUGAAGAAGCAAGGUGUUGUGCCGUUGACGUUUGCGAACAAAGAAGAUUACGACCGAAUCGAUGCAUGCGACAAAGUCGACACCGAAGGCCUUUGGGACGUGUUGCAAAAUGGCGGAAAAGGUGAAGUCAAGCUUCGAGUUACGAAGGCCAAUGGAGACACCUUCACUAUUCCAGUCAAGCAUACUCUGAGCAAAGACCAAUGUGGGUUUAUCCUUGCUGGAAGCGCCUUGAACUUGCUAUCGAAACGCAACAAAAGCGAGUGAGUGUGUCAACGGCAUGUUCUUUUAGAGCAAUAUUCUCCUGCAGACCCAGAACAGCCGGAACACGCCCCUGAGACUAUCUCUCACGAAGUCGGAGCACUUGAAAAGACGUCUAAGGAGGUUUCCUGGUUGAACCAGAGAGCCAUAUCUCUGCCGACUCGAAGUUGACCCGCACACGCUGCGCCCCCUAACGUCUCAGGGUUCGCCGACUCGCGGAUGGUCGAUUCCUUAUUGGUUUCUCAACAGCCAUGGCUCUGUGGUGUUCACAGCACGACCGCAAUGCCGGUCCUGAACACCCGGCUGACGCAUGCCUGGAGCAAGCUUGAACACGAACCCGUCGCACGGGUCUUUCGGUUGCCUCGGUCCACUAUCACAGCGUCAUCAUCUAUUGAGGCCAUGCUAGGGUCAAGCAGGCACACUUACACGGCAGCUGCAAUCACAGAAAGGUAUCUAGUGACGGCCGCCCAUCCGCCCGCGCUGAAAUACUUCGAGGCCAGAUCGUGAUAUCCGUCAUUCGUUGCAUCGAUGACCUACAAUAGGUCCUUCAUGACGAAACACUAGAGGUUGGCGAUACCACUGGCAAUGUUACUUAGGAGAUUUUAUCACAUCACCGCGCACCACAUCUGAGACACGAUGGCCGUGGAGCAGCUGACCGAUGGGGCUGAUGCACAAGAGGCAUUGGGACUUCACCAGGGCCUCGAUUAAGGCUGGCGUGGACGAUGACGGCUGGAAGGGUGGUUGUUAGACGACACAUCGGGCACGACACGGCUAUCACUAAGGCCAAUGUUAACCUUGGCAAAGGGAUCUUCACUGGACGGCGUGCAGGCUGUACAGAACGAAGCGACUUGAACAAGAGGUGGUACGAGGGCAUAUGCAUUCUGAUUCGGGCAAGAGUCCGAGUCGCUCGAGCUGAAUCCAAGCUGAGUGGCUUGGUUGAUGCAGUCGUUUCAGGGCGGGCGGAUUGGUUGGCAUGGCUGAUUGAAGAACCUCUGAAUACUUCUUUGCAUACUAUGUUUGGGUAGACAUCUCACGGACUUUGUUCAUGGCAGCAGAACAUGCUCAGCCGUUAUAGCAACUGUGAUGCUUGAUUCGUGCUUCUCACCCCGAUGAAACUGUGACAUGGCGCAAAGCCCGGCCCUGGCUUCAGCUCAAACCACGAAGCAAAUGAGAAGUUAGUAUAUUCUCUGUCGGCAGUUGUAUGAAUGAAGCACACGUGCCAGCGUUCCA
Molecule: messenger RNA, 3735 nt
Organism: Exophiala dermatitidis NIH/UT8656
Lineage: Eukaryota; Fungi; Ascomycota; Eurotiomycetes; Chaetothyriales; Herpotrichiellaceae
Product: aconitate hydratase, mitochondrial
Exons: 2
Coding region: 85-2511 (808 amino acids)
Biological process (GO): tricarboxylic acid cycle
Cellular component (GO): mitochondrion; cytosol
Molecular function (GO): 4 iron, 4 sulfur cluster binding; aconitate hydratase activity
Source: RefSeq, a predicted model, not a curated record